Trichoderma asperellum CBS 433.97 is the source of this 798-nucleotide messenger RNA. The record is from RefSeq and is a predicted model, not a curated record. NCBI's taxonomy places the organism in Eukaryota, Fungi, Ascomycota, Sordariomycetes, Hypocreales, Hypocreaceae.
AUGAGUGUCCGCUGGAGCACCAUUUUCCCCAACAAGCCAACCCUAACAGAGAAGAACCUUCCCGACCAAUCAGGCAAGGUCUUUCUCAUUCCCGGCGCCUCGGGUGGUCUAAGCAAGGAGAUUGCUUCAAUCCUCUAUCAGAAGAAUGGCAAAAUCUACAUGGCCGCCCGCUCCCGAUCCAAGACCAACGACCCUAUCGACAGCUCAACCGGCAAUAUGAUCUUCCUGUCACUCGUCCUCGACGAUCUGACAACCAUUAAAGCUUCGGCCAGUGAAUUCCUCGCACAGGAAAGCCGCCUGGAUGUCCUCUACAACAACGCCGGCGUAAUGGUUCCCCCCCAGGGGUCCAAGACUGUACAAGGCUACGAGCUCCAGAUUGGUGUAAACAACCUCGCCCCGUUCCUCUUCACGAAUAUGGACUAUCAUGAAGAGGGUAUUUGGUCAAAGUACUCGCGCAGCAAGGCCGGAAACGUCUUGCACGCUGUCGAGUAUGCCCGCAGAACUAUUGGCGAAGGCAUCAUCAGCAUUGCCCUCAACCCUGGUAACUUCGUGACCAACCUGCAGCAGAAUAUGCCAAGGAUGCAGCUUGCCGUGUUUAAAAUCAUCUCCCACGCACCAAAAAACGGCGCCUACACUCAACUGUUCGCAAGCCACUCUCCUACUGUCACGGAGAAGGAUAACGGUUGUUGGGUGUCGCCUUUUGGAAAGGUUGAGCCGGCUCGCAAGGAUCUCCUCGAUACUGUCCUUAGCAAACAGUAUUGGGAGUGGGCCGAGGAACAAAUUAAUAAAUACAAGUAA